AUGAAUUGUGAAGAAUCUCAACUAUUUUCAAGUGAGGGAAAUAAUAUAAAUAAUAUGGUUGCAAGAGUUCCAACACCUCAAGAUCGUAAAACACCUACUUAUCUUACUAAUGAUACGUUGCCAUGGGCAUUACCUGGAGAAUCAUUACAAAAAAAAGAAAAAAAUAUAUGUUGUAUAACAUAUUAUAUUAAAUCAAGAGGUGUAGUUUAUGUAACAAAUUAUCGUGUACAUUUUGAAUCUGAUGAAGCACCAGAAGAUUCAUUCUUUUUUCUUUUGGGUAAUGUUGCUAAAAUAGAAAAAUUUGGUUUUUCAAGUAAUACAACAAGAUCAAAUGUUUAUGGUAUUGAAAUAUAUUUAAAAGAUCAAAGAAAAAUUAAAUUUGCUUAUCCCAAACAAGCAGUUGUUAGGCAUAUUAGAAGAGAUUUUUAUCAAAUACUUCAUAAAAUGGCUUUUCCAAUUACAUAUAAUUUACCAUUUUUUGCAACUAUUUAUAAAAGUAUUGUUUCAUAUGAAUUAGAUUGUUGGAAUUUAUAUAAUCCUGAAGCUGAAUAUUCUAGAUUUGGUGUUCCUAAUAAUGAUUGGUCUUUAUGCCACAUAAAUCAAAAUUAUACUUUUUGUCCAUCUUAUCCUGCCUUACUUUAUGUACCAAAAGUUUCUAUUGAUAAAAAUUAUGAAUUUUUAAAUAAAGUUGCUAAUUCAAGAAGUUCUAAACGUAUACCAGUUCUUUCAUGGAUGAAUUCUAAAACAUCUGCUGCAAUUAUAAGAUCUAGUCAACCUAUGAUUGGAUUAAGAUUAUCAAAAAAAUAUACUGAUGAUGAAAAAUAUCUUCAACAGAUAGCUUCAACUAAUCAUAAUGGAAUGUGGAAAUUAAAUAUUAUUGAUGCUCGACCUCAUGCCAAUGCUCAGGCUAAUCGUGCAAAAGGGGGAGGAUUUGAAAAUUAUGAAUCUUGUUCUCUUGAAUUUAUGGAUAUACAAAAUAUACAUGCUGUUAGAGAAUUAAUUAAAAAAUGUAGAGAUGUUUGUGCUGAGUAUCCUGAACAUCCACAAUUAAGAGAUAUUGUUGAAAGUACAAAAUGGUUUUCAUAUAUAAGAUCAAUUUUACGUGCCUCAGAAUAUGUUGUUGAUUUAGUUAAUAAUGAAAAAAAAUCUGUUCUUGUUCAUUGUUCAGAUGGUUGGGAUAGAACAGCUCAAAUAACUUCAUUAGCAAUGUUAAUGAUGGAUCCAUAUUAUAGAACAAUAAAUGGUUUUGCUAUAUUAAUUGAAAAAGAAUGGUGUUCAUUUGGUCAUAAAUUUUCACAUCGUUGUGGUCAUGGUGUUGAUAAACCUAAUGAUCAAGAAAGAUCACCUAUAUUUCUUCAAUUCUUAGAAUGUGUUUGGCAGAUAUAUAACAAUUAUACUCCAUACUUUGAAUUUAAUGAACAUUAUCUUUUAUUUUUAGCUGAUGAGCUAUACUCAUGUAGGUUUGGAACAUUUUUAUUUAACAGUGAAUGUGAAAGAAUCAAAGAACACCAUUGCCCAACAACAACAGUUUCUAUUUGGACACAUAUAUAUAAUAAUUAUAAAGAAUAUAUUAAUUUAAAUUAUAACCGUAAUUUAUCAAAUACAGGUGAUUCUAAUUUUGCAUUAAAAAUUUUGGCUUUUGAUAAACCAUUAGAUGCAUGGAGAGCAUAUUAUUGUGGGCCGGCACUAGAAUCUCUUGAAAAAUUAAAAAUAAAAGAAGAAAGAUUAAAAAAAGAAGCAGAAGAAAAAAAAAUUAAUAAUUUUUCAAAUAAAAAAACGUCUUUUGACGCCUCUUCAGAAGAUAAUUCAUCUUAUUCAUUGGUUGAGGCUGAUGAUGCAGAUGAUGCAUUAUGUGAAGAGUUUAAACGACAAAAUAUUUCUUUUAAUAUUUCAACAUUAUCAGAUUCAAAUGAUUUAAAAUAUCAUAAUUCAAAUAACCAUCCAACAGUUGUGUUAUAUGAAGAUAAUUCUGUUUUUCUUAAUCAAGAUUCACCAUUAAUUAUUCCAACAAGACCAGCACCACCAAGACCCCCACCAGCUCGUCCAUCACCUCCCAAGCUUUUGAUAAAUAAUGUUAGCACAGUUAAAGUACCCAACACAAAAAAUUCUACAUCAAGUAACUAA
Molecule: messenger RNA, 2124 nt
Organism: Strongyloides ratti
Lineage: Eukaryota; Metazoa; Nematoda; Chromadorea; Rhabditida; Strongyloididae
Product: Myotubularin-related protein 1
Exons: 3
Coding region: 1-2124 (707 amino acids)
Biological process (GO): dephosphorylation
Molecular function (GO): phosphatidylinositol-3,5-bisphosphate 3-phosphatase activity
Source: RefSeq, a predicted model, not a curated record